CCGCGCUCCCGCGCCGUCGGGCCCGGCGCGGCCGCCAGCCCCGGCCCGCCGCGGCGCGGCCUCCCCCGCCAUGUGAAGCGCAGGAAGAUGCGGAGGCGCAGCCCGGCCGCCCGCGGCGAGGGAUGAGCCUAGACGGGGAGAAGAUGACCGAGGAAGCCUACCCUGACGAUGACAGCUAUAUUGUGCGAGUCAAAGCUGUGGUUAUGACCCGAGAUGACUCCAGUGGGGGAUGGUUGCCGCAAGAAGGAGGCGGUCUCAGUAGAGUUGGCGUCUGCAAGGUCACGUACCCGGAGGGCAAUGGAAGAAGUGGAUUUCUAAUCCAUGGUGAAAGGCAGAAAGACAAACUGGUGGUGCUGGAGUGCUUUGUGAAGAAGGACCUGGUGUACACGAAGGCGAACCCCACCUUCCACCACUGGAAAGUUGACAACAGAAAGUUCGGGCUCACUUUUCAAAGCCCCGCUGAUGCUCGAGCCUUCGACAGAGGAGUGAGGAAAGCCAUUGAGGACCUCAUUGAAGGGUCCACGACUUCCUCGUCAACCCUUCACAACGAGGCUGAGCUCGGCGAUGAUGAUGUCUUCACUAAUGCUACAGAUAGCUCCUCUAACUCCUCUCAAAAAAGGGAACAGCCUGUGCGAACUCUGGCUUCUCCUGCAUCCUGCGAACAUCGAAGAAUUUGCACUCGUGGACACCUUCAUGACCAUUAUAGCUCUGACCACUACCAUCUAGAACAAUCAGUACCGCGAUCCUACCGGCAUGUCAACUUCCCAGACGAUGAUGAGGAGAUAGUGCGCAUCAAUCCUCGGGAAAAGAUUUGGAUGACUGGAUACGAGGACUAUCGCCAUGCCCCAGCACGAGGAAAGAACUUUGAUCAUGAUGACAUGGACUCCUACGUACGUUUUGCCAAAAGCGAGGCCUCAAAACAUGAAUACACUUACCCUUACGUAGACAACUCGGACUUUGACCUGGGUGAAGAUAUCAAGGGUGCUGUGAUAAAGACUCAACCUGUCAAAUUCAAGCCCAGGCGGAAGGAAGAUGGUGAGAGGUCACGGUGUGUGUACUGCAGGGACAUGUUCAACCAUGAGGAGAACAAACGGGGUCAGUGCCAGGAUGCUCCAGACCGUGUCAAGACUUGCAUCCAUCGAGUGAGCUGUAUGUGGUGCGCAGACACUAUGCUCUAUCACUGUAUGUCCGAUCCAGAAGGAGACUAUACAGAUCCUUGCUCGUGCGACACCAGUGAUGAAAUGUUUUGCCUCCGGUGGAUGGCCCUUAUCGCCUUGUCUUUCAUUGCUCCAUGUAUGUGCUGUUACUUGCCGCUUCGGGCUUGUUACCACUGUGGGGUCAUGUGCAGGUGCUGUGGUGGAAAACACAAAGCUGCUGGAUGACUACAGAUGCAUUCAAAGUGUUACGUUUUUCCUGUAGUUCGAGGAACACGUUGGUUUCGGAGCAUUGAGGUCACUCAUUUUGAUGCAGCCACUGUGCCCGACAGCAUCCAGAAACCACCAGUUCGGAUCACUUCACAUUCGGUCAUCUGGGGCUCAUGCUGCAUUGAUUUGCUCAUCAAGUGUUCUAACUAACUAACCUACAGCAUAGACUUUUGUAUUAUUAAUCUGUAAUCGAAACAGACUGUCUUGUACAUGUUUUUUUUUGUUGUUUUUGUUUUUUUUUGUUGUUGUUGGGGUUUUGGUUUUGUUUGUUUUUUUGUUUGUUUUUUUUUUUUCCAGUUAAAAUGAGUUUGAGAAAAGAACUGCUUUAAAUGGUGGUGGAUUGUAGAACAUCUCCAGGUUGUGUCCGUCUUGCCUCCGCUUGUGUGGUACCAUCAGCGUGUUAGCAAGGUUUGGCAUUUCUAGAAACGGGGUGGUAUAGUGAAUGAAAUCUCACUUGGAAGAUAUUUUAACUUGCUGUCAAGUUAUUGUGUGUGUAUAGAAGGUGUGCUAGUAACAAACUUGUACCACAACACAGUAUUUCUGUCACUGGUUUUCUUUGGGUUUUUUGUUGUUUUCCAAAGCCAAAAUAGCCAUCUAAGCUGCGGUUUCUCUUCUAGAGUCCAUCAUCAUUUCCUUCAGCAAACAUCUUAAAUUAUUUCUCUGUUCAUAAAGCUCUGUGAACAGAAAGCAAGGCUCAGCCACCAUAGUCACAUAACCAUUGAGAAUCUGGUAGUUCUUACCUGUAAUCAUUUCAGACCACUACUUGAAAGGGAAACUUAAAUUUUAGGGUUUUCUUUUUUCCCUAAAUAACAUUGGAAAAAUAAAACUGUGUUUUCAGAGUUCUGCCCAAAAGAAAGGGAACUUCUUCAUUAGCCAGCCAUGUAAUAAUGAUCUGUGAAUAAAACACUAAGGUUCCAGUUGAGGAAAAUUGUUGUUAUGCAAAGAAUUACUAACAAUGCAACGUCAAAAGCACUAUUAUGGCAAUUCUGGGGAAAUGCUGCAUUAAGUGGUGGAUUAUAUGGAAAAUCAUAUUUGUUUGUUUGUUUUCUGUAUAAUACAUGAGCAUGAGAACAUAUGCGUCCACGGUAGAAACUACAUUUAGCAAUCUAAACAGGUAUUUAAAAUCAAGAGCCAGGAUGUUAACCACCACUUCCAUUUCCUGACCUGCGGUCCCAAUCCUCCAGAUGCUUACACAUGUCUUGACGUAUUGCACGUGCAGCUGGCGUCUCUGUGACUCUGUGUGUAGGAUUAAGCAUGUGAAUCUUUGCAGGAGCCAGACCGAAGCGUCUCCCUGGCUUUCCCCUCCCCAGUUCACCACCCAGAUUUAUCAAGUGGAUGCAUAAGGUGCAUACAGCAGGCUAAGAUUACUUUAAAUUUUUUUAUUUUUUUUUUAAAUGUCAUGUUGUCUUGUGUACAAGGCUUGUAAUUAGCUUGGAAAAAGAGUAUUUUUCUAAUAUAUUACAAGGAAUAGCCAAAUAAUUUUUAUUAAAAAAAAAAAAAAAAAGAUUUAGCGCAGUGAGCUCUAACUAGCAUAGUACAAUCCGAAUACUUUGAGGCAGCUAGGGAUUGGCUUGUCAAAGCUGGCACUGCUGUUCCUGCCAUAAUUUCUUUCUGCAGUAAAUUGCCAGUGGGCGCAUGUCCUUUCCCUCCCUCUAUUGCACAUUGACAUCAGUCUUAAAAGAGAGGAUUUUUUUUUUUUUUUUUAAAUUAAUUUGCCAAAUAAAUAUAAAAGGAACACUUGCCAUUCUUUCUUGGUGGAAUGCCCCAACGGUUCCUCUGAGAGUUAAUCACAGCUUUCUAGUCAAACAUGAAUUAAGUAUGCAAUGUGCUUAUACACUAUAGAGUUUGGUAGGCUUAAUUCGUAGCAGUUGCUGGGGAUUUUUUCGGUUGGGAAAAAAAAAGAAUGAUAGUGGAAAAGGGAUGGAGUGUUACACUCUGGGUGAUGUGUCUGGGUUUGCUGAAUGAAAUAUAAAUAUUUUGUGCCUAAUAGCAAUUGACAAAUCUCUCAAUGGUGUCUAGUAAACAUCAAGCCAGCCUCGGAAAAAAAAAUAUUAAUGGAACAACCUUUUCCUUCUUUUUCUGUUCUCAAAGUUGUUUCAUGUAAACAAACUUCUGUAAGAUCUUCUCUCUAUAAAGCACAACACUACAAAAAGAUCUUACAGCUUUUUGUCCGGUCUUGAAGUGCCCCUAUUUAUUUAAGUAAAGUAGACAUACUCCAAGCCUUUCUGUAUGUCUGGAAAUAAAAGUUUAAAAAAAAAAAAUCCCUCUUUUUUUUUUUUUUUUUUUUUUUUCCUUUUUCCUUCCUCCCCCCUUCCUUUCUUCCCCUCUUCCUUCCUCCCUCUUCUCUUGGUUUUUGUAAUACUUGUAGAUUUUGCUGCGUGUGUUAUUUGGUUUGUGAAGGCAGUGGUGUAAGGGCACAAUGAUAGAAAUGGGUGUUUUUUUGUAAAUAUUUCUUAAUUUCCACACUGCUGCUGAACAGUGUGUAGCGUUCUCCCAGUCAGCUUUGCAAUACUGACAUCAAUCAUUUGAGAGAAAUUAUUCAGAUUUUAUUUUUGUAUCUGUGGUAACAAAACAUUAACCAAAUUUUUUUUUCUGUUGUGGAAAGGAUUUUUUUUGUUUGUUUUUCCCAAGCUAUCGCUCACGUUAACAAAUUAAAGUGCCUGAAGCCUCAUCAUUAUUCUAUCUAUAUACUAAAAGUUAAAACCCUGUUGUAUUGAUUUUUAUAAGCCUUUUUACCUCUGUGUAAAAAAAAAAAAUAUAUAUACAAGUGUAUGAUGUACAUUUUAGUUCUUAACUUCUUUUUUUAUUGUUUCUAAUAUGUAUGAUCAGUGUAGCUAUUGCUUUAAAAUGUACCAUGUAAAUAUAAAUACAUCAUAUCAAAA
This is a messenger RNA of Tyto alba (common barn owl), 4306 nucleotides long. It is a transcript of the gene SPRED2, whose product is annotated as sprouty related EVH1 domain containing 2. Gene Ontology annotation, molecular function: protein kinase binding. The transcript has 6 exons. Gene Ontology annotation, cellular component: membrane. Lineage: Eukaryota; Metazoa; Chordata; Aves; Strigiformes; Tytonidae. Bases 123 to 1382 code for a protein of 419 amino acids. Gene Ontology annotation, biological process: multicellular organism development; negative regulation of MAPK cascade. The record is from RefSeq and is a predicted model, not a curated record.